This is a messenger RNA of Pistacia vera, 988 nucleotides long. Its product is annotated as transcription factor MYB82. The record is from RefSeq and is a predicted model, not a curated record. The transcript has 3 exons. Lineage: Eukaryota; Viridiplantae; Streptophyta; Magnoliopsida; Sapindales; Anacardiaceae. The coding region runs from base 9 to 704 and encodes 231 amino acids.
CAAACCUAAUGGAAAAUAAACAAGUGAAGAAACAGCCUAAAAGAGGUUUGUGGAAACCAGAGGAGGACUUGCUUCUCAAAAAUUAUGUGGAGACACAUGGUGAGGGCAACUGGGCGGCUGUAUCCGAGAAAUCAGGUUUGAUGAGAGGAGGGAAGAGUUGCAGACUAAGAUGGAAGAAUUACUUGAGACCAAACAUAAAACGUGGUGGGAUGUCAAAAGAGGAAGAAGACCUUAUCAUUCGAAUGCACAAACUAAUUGGUAACAGAUGGUCACUGAUAGCGGGUCGACUUCCUGGUCGAACGGAUAAUGAAGUGAAAAACUACUGGAAUACGCAUUUGAAAAAGAAAUGCCGUCUCGGCAAAAGAAAAGCCAUUGAGUUAAGCUGCCAUCAAAUUGGGAUUGACAACAAUAACAACAACAACAACAAGAAAUUGCCUCAACUGUGUGAUUCUCAACAGAAAGAUAUUGCUCAAGGAAUAUCGGAAGAAGAGAGUAAUAAUUUGACUGACACAACUACAGGAAGCCUUAACUACGACACAGAAUUAUGUGGGGUGAUGAUACCUCCCAAUAAUGGAGCGUUUGUCUUUGAUGAUGAGCCUUUCAUUACCUACUUGGAUUCCUUUGUUCUGUUUGAGUGCAUGGGUAGUGAGGACACAUACUCACAAUCGCAGAUGGGAAUGGGUAUGCAAUCAAUCAUGCCUUAGUAUAUGUGAUGUGAACCUUUCAUUAUGGACCCUCCCCUUCCUUUCAGUGGUAGGGGCCGCUGAGUUUUCCAAGGUUUGCAGUAGCAUGUGUUGCUUUUUUCCUUCACCGACACAGUUGAGGUUGCAUUAUGAUAUAUUGUUAAUAACGUUUAUUACAUACUUGUGUAAACAAGUGCUUAUCCCACACCCAUUACACUUGUCAAUCAAUCUUUCUCCCUCUCUUUCUUUUUCUCUCUUAGAUAUGUAUUGUAUUGUAUGUAACGUGAUGAAUUAUACUUCUAUAU